Myotis brandtii (Brandt's bat) is the source of this 789-nucleotide messenger RNA. Its product is annotated as protein kish-A. Bases 7 to 225 code for a protein of 72 amino acids. Lineage: Eukaryota; Metazoa; Chordata; Mammalia; Chiroptera; Vespertilionidae. Gene Ontology annotation, biological process: protein secretion; intracellular transport. The record is from RefSeq and is a predicted model, not a curated record. The transcript has a single exon.
CUCACUAUGUCUGCCAUUUUCAAUUUUCAGAGUCUGUUGACUGUAAUCUUGCUGCUUAUAUGUACCUGUGCUUAUAUCCGAUCCAUGGCACCCAGCCUCCUGGACAGAAAUAAAACUGGAUUGUUGGGUAUAUUUUGGAAGUGCGCCAGAAUUGGUGAACGGAAGAGUCCUUAUGUGGCAGUAUGCUGUAUAGUGAUGGCCUUCAGCAUCCUAUUUAUGCAGUAGCUUGGAAAAAUACCUGAAUUUAAUUGCCAUCAGAUUUCAAUAUAAAAGGGGGACUUAUCUGCAGAAAAUAAUGCAAAGAAUGGAUAACUUUGUUUCAACAUUGAAUGAGAUAAAUUCCCAGCUGCUGUUCUCUAUUUUGUUAUUGGACCAAUGUUCUAUAUAAUUAGGAUGUAACUAUUUAAUACUCAAAGAGUUUGUAGCAAUCAAUCUCAGUACUGUCACUACAAUAUUACAUUCUGCAAAUGUCAUUUCGUUGUGUCCAAUACCAGUUUUUAGUGAGGUAUCUCUAAGGCACAUAGUAGAAAAAUUUGGUAAAUUAUUCAAGUUCCUUUCACUGUGACUUGGAAGUGAUAUAUCUUUAUGGAAUGAGACCGUAUAUUGAACUAGCUUUUUUAUUGGGAAAAAAAAGGGUUCAAUUUGUGUUGCUAAGGGUUGCAUCAUAUUUAAUAAUACUUGCUUUACCUCUGGCCACACCAUUUUGAGCAUUAACCAGAGUACCUCUACUCUUAACGAACUCUGUAGUUUAUAGCAGGUUUUCAAACUAUUUAAAAGGAGAAAGAUAAA